This is a messenger RNA of Heteronotia binoei (common prickly gecko), 2850 nucleotides long. It is a transcript of the gene DAAM1, whose product is annotated as dishevelled associated activator of morphogenesis 1. Gene Ontology annotation, biological process: actin cytoskeleton organization. The record is from RefSeq and is a predicted model, not a curated record. The transcript is spliced from 22 exons. The coding region runs from base 1 to 2847 and encodes 948 amino acids. Gene Ontology annotation, cellular component: stress fiber. Lineage: Eukaryota; Metazoa; Chordata; Lepidosauria; Squamata; Gekkonidae. Gene Ontology annotation, molecular function: small GTPase binding; actin binding.
AUGGCCAUCAAGGCUGUUGUGCUGCAAAUUCGUCACGUCAGGUUUGUCACCAGAUUCAUCGACCUGGAUGGCUUGACGUGCAUCUUGAACUUCCUGGGGAGCAUGGACUAUGAGACCUCGGAGUCUCGGAUACAUACCUCUCUCAUCGGAUGCAUCAAAGCUCUGAUGAACAACUCUCUCGGGAGAGCUCAUGUCCUGGCCCACUCGGAGAGCAUCAACGUCAUCGCUCAGAGUCUGAGCACGGAGAACAUAAAGACGAAGGUGGCCGUGCUGGAAAUCAUGGGCGCCGUGUGCCUGGUUCCCGGAGGUCACAAGAAGGUGCUGGAGGCCAUGGUACAUUACCAAAAAUACGCCAGCGAAAGGACUCGCUUUCAGACGUUAAUCAACGACCUAGAUAGAAGCACGGGGCGCUAUCGAGAUGAAGUGAGCCUCAAGACGGCCAUUAUGUCCUUUAUCAACGCGGUCCUGAGUCAAGGCGCAGGAGUGGAAAGUCUGGACUUCAGACUUCAUCUUAGAUAUGAAUUUCUCAUGCUGGGGAUUCAGCCGGUCAUUGACAAAUUAAGGGAGCACGAAAACUCCACGUUAGAUAGGCAUUUAGACUUUUUUGAGAUGCUCCGGAAUGAAGACGAGUUAGAGUUUGCCAAAAGAUUUGAGCUGGUCCAUAUAGACACGAAAAGCGCCACCCAGAUGUUUGAGCUGACGAGGAAGAGGCUGACUCAUACGGAGGCAUACCCGCACUUUAUGUCUAUCCUUCACCACUGUCUCCAAAUGCCUUAUAAGAGAAAUGGCAACACUGUCCAUUAUUGGCUGCUGCUGGACCGUAUUAUUCAACAGAUCGUGAUUCAGAACGACAAGGGGCAGGACCCGGAUUCGACACCCCUGGAAAACUUCAACAUCAAAAAUGUCGUCCGAAUGUUGGUGAAUGAAAACGAAGUUAAACAAUGGAAGGAGCAAGCAGAAAAAAUGCGAAAAGAACAUCAUGAGCUCCAACAGAAGCUGGAAAAGAAAGAGCGCGAGUGCGAUGCCAAGACCCAGGAGAAAGAGGAGAUGAUGCAGACCUUGAACAAGAUGAAAGAGAAACUGGAGAAAGAGUUGGCAGAGCAUAAGCAAGUCAAGCAGCAAGUGGUGGACCUCACGGUGCAGAUCCACGAACUCAGCAGGAGAGCAAUAUGCGCAUCGGUACCAGGGGGGCCACCUCUACCCCCUGGUGCCCCCGGGGGGCCUUUACCGACCUCGUCUUUGGGAUCUCUCCUCCCGGUUCCUCCACCCCCACCCCCGCCUGGUGGACUCCUCCCGCCGCCGCCUCCUCCUCCUCCCCCUCCUCCCGGCGGUCCGCCCCCUCCUCCGGGACCCCCUCCUCUAGGGGGCAUCACUCCCCCUCCAGGAGCACCUCUGGGAUCGGCGCUGAAAAGGAAAAACAUCCCGCAGCCCGCCAACGCUCUCAAGUCCUUCAACUGGUCUAAGCUGCCGGAGAACAAGCUAGAAGGCACAGUGUGGACAGAUAUCGACGAUGCAAAAGUGUUCAAGGUGCUGGACCUCGAAGAUCUCGAGAGGACGUUCUCGGCUUACCAAAGGCAGCAGGACUUCUUUGUGAACAGUAACUCCAAGCAGAAAGAAGACACUCUCGAUGACACACUGAGUUCCAGGCAUAAAGUCAAGGAGCUUUCGGUCAUAGAUGGACGUAGGGCCCAGAAUUGCAACAUUCUCCUCUCAAGGCUGAAACUAUCAAACGAUGAAAUCAAACGUGCAAUUAUGACGAUGGACGAGCAGGAGGACUUGCCAAAAGACAUGCUGGAGCAGCUCUUAAAAUUUGUUCCCGAGAAAGCAGACAUCGACCUCCUGGAGGAACACAAGCACGAGCUCGAUCGGAUGGCCAAGGCGGACAGGUUCCUCUUCGAAAUGAGCAGGAUAAACCACUACCAGCAACGGCUCCAGUCCUUGUAUUUUAAGAAGAAGUUUGCCGAGAGGGUUGCGGAAGUGAAACCCAAAGUGGAAGCUAUCCGCGCAGCGUCCAAGGAAGUGUUCCACAGCAAGAGCCUGAAGCAGCUUUUGGAGGUGGUGUUGGCUUUUGGCAACUACAUGAACAAAGGCCAAAGAGGGAACGCCUACGGCUUCAAAAUCGCGAGUCUGAACAAGAUCGCGGACACGAAAUCCAGCAUCGACAAGAACAUUACUCUGUUGCACUAUCUCAUCACCAUCGUAGAAAAGAAAUAUCCCAAAGUUCUCAACCUGCAUGAAGAACUGAAGGACGUCCCCGAGGCUGCCAAAGUCCACAUGACGGAGCUAGAGAAGGAAAUCGGCAACUUGCGGAGCGGUCUCAGGGCUGUGGAGACGGAGCUGGAAUACCAGAAGACUCAGCCAUCCCACCCGGGAGACAAGUUCAUUACCGUCGUAAGCCAGUUCAUCACCUUGGCUAGCUUUGGUUUCUCGGACGUGGAGGAUCUUCUGGCGGAGGCCAAAGAGCUGUUUGCCAAGGCCGUGAAGCAUUUCGGGGAAGAACCGGGGAAGACGCAGCCCGACGAGUUCUUUGGGAUUUUCGACCAGUUCCUGCAAGCUGUGACAGAAGCCAAGCAAGAGAACGAAAACAUGAGGAAGAGGAAGGAAGAAGAAGAGCGGCGGGCACGCAUGGAGGCCCAGCUCAAAGAACAGCGCGAGCGGGAGCGCAAGGCCAGGAAGGCGAAAGAGAACAGCGAGGAAGGCGGGGAGUUCGACGACCUCGUCUCCGCCCUGCGGUCCGGCGAGGUCUUCGACAAGGACCUCUCCAAACUGAAGCGCAACCGCAAGCGCAUCACCAACCAGCUGGCGGACGGCAACCGGGAGCGGCCCCUCACCAAGCUCAACUUCUGAACC